This is a messenger RNA of Rhinopithecus roxellana (golden snub-nosed monkey), 1850 nucleotides long. RefSeq names its product zinc finger protein 117-like. Gene Ontology annotation, cellular component: nucleus. The record is from RefSeq and is a predicted model, not a curated record. The transcript has 5 exons. NCBI's taxonomy places the organism in Eukaryota, Metazoa, Chordata, Mammalia, Primates, Cercopithecidae. Gene Ontology annotation, molecular function: histone H3K4 methyltransferase activity; recombination hotspot binding; histone H3K36 methyltransferase activity. Gene Ontology annotation, biological process: regulation of DNA-templated transcription; positive regulation of reciprocal meiotic recombination.
AUGUUAGAGAACUACAGAAACCUGGUUUUCGUGGGUAUUGCUGUCUGUAAGCCAGACCUGAUUAGCUGUCUGGAGCAAGGAAAAGAGCCCUGGGAUAUGAAGAGACGUGAGAUGGUAGCUAAACAUUCAGUUAUGUUUUAUUAUUUUGCCCAACACCUUUGGCCAGAGCAGAACGUAAGAGAUUCUUUCCAAAAAGUGACCCUAAGAAGAUACAGGAAAUGUGGAUAUGAGAAUUUAAAGUUAAGAAAAGGCUGUAAAAAUGUGGUUGAGUGUAAGCAGCACAAAGGAGAUUAUACUGGACUUAACCAAUGUUUGAAAACUACCUUGAGCAAAAUAUUUCAAUGUGAUAAAUAUGUAAAAGUUUUCCAUAAAAUUUCAAAUUCAAAUAGACACAAGAUGAGGCAUACUGAAAAUUAACAUUUUAAACGUAAAGAAUGUGGCAAAACAUUUUGCAUGCUUUCACACCUAACUCAACAUAAAAGAAUCCAUAUUACAUUAAUUCGUACUGGAGAGAAACCAUACAAAUGUAAAGAAUGUGGCAAGGUUUUUAACCAGUUCUCAACCUUUAAUACACAUAAGAUCAUUCAUAUGGGAGAGAAACCUUAUGAAUGUGAAGAAUGCGGCAAAACUUUUAACCGCUCCUCAAAACUUACUGAACAUAAGUACAUUCAUAUUGGAGAGAAACCGUACAAAUGUGAAGAAUGUGGUAAAGCCUUUAACCAGUCCUCAACCCUUACUACACAUAAGAGAAUUCAUAGUGGAGAGAAGCCCUACAAAUGUGAAGAAUGUGGCAAAGCUUUUAAACAAUCUUCAAACCUUACUGACCAUAAAAAAAUUCAUACCGGAGAGAAACCCUACAAAUGUGAGGAAUAUGGCAAAGCAUUUAACCGAUCUUCAAACCUUACUGAACAUAAGAAAAUUCAUACUGCAGAGAAAUUCUACAAAUGUGAAGAAUGUGGCAGAGCUUUUAACCAACUCUCAAACCUUACUAGACAUAAGCUAAUUCAUACUGGAGAGAAACCCUACAAAUAGAAGCCCUGUGAGUGUGAAGAAUGUGGCAAAGCUUUUAACCAAGUGUCAACUCUUACUAUACAUAAAAGAAUUCAUACUGGAGAGAAACCUUACAAAUGUGAGGAAUGUAGCAAAACUUUCAGUCGAUCCUCAAAACUUACUACACAUAAGAAAAUUCAUACAGGAGAGAAACCUUACAAAUGUGAAAAAUGUGGUAAAGCUUUUAACCAGUCUUCAACCCUUUCUACACAUAAAAUAAUUCACACUGGAGAGAAACGCUACAAAUGUGAAGAAUGUGGCAAAGUUUUUAACAGAUCUUCAAGCCUUACAGAACAUAAAAAAAUUCAUACAGGAGAGAAAUCCUACAAAUGUGAAGAAUGUGGCAAGGCCUUUAACCACCGGUUAAGGUCCUCAACUCUUACUAAACAUAAGGUAAUUCAUACUGGAGAGAAAUUGUACAAAUGUAAAGAAUGUGGUAAAGCUUUUAAACAGUUCUCACACCUUGCUGUACAUAAGAUAAUUCAUACUGGAGAGAAACUCUACCAAUGUGAAGAAUGUGGCAAAGCUUUUAACUUAUCCUCAAACCUUACAGCACAUAAGAAAAAUCAUACUGGAGCAAAACCCUACAAAAGAAGAAUAUGGCAAAGCUUUUAACUUAUCCUCAAACCUUACUGCACAUAAGAAAAAUCAUACUGGAGCGAAACCCUACAAAUGUGAAGAAUGUGGCAAAGCUAACCUAUCUUCAACCCUUACUCCACAUAAGACAUUCAUACUUGAGAGAAACCCUGCAAAUGUGAACAAUGUGGCAAUGCUUUUAACUAAAUCUCAAACUUUACUAA